Molecule: messenger RNA, 2169 nt
Organism: Penicillium digitatum Pd1
Lineage: Eukaryota; Fungi; Ascomycota; Eurotiomycetes; Eurotiales; Aspergillaceae
Source: RefSeq, a predicted model, not a curated record
AUGACAUUGCCCGGAGAUGCUGCUCUGGUCAAACCUCCGCCGUCCUUCUCCCCCGGCGUUGCGCGAGUCGCAUCAACAUCACCAUCACGAUACCCCGGGGAGCAUGAUACCACUCAAACUUUAGAUGCUGAACUGGCAGAAUCCCAAUCAGUCUCAUUUCCGACCCCUCUUUCAGGCACGAUCGCCGACUUACCAAGACGACCUGACUCAUCGCACUCGCGCUAUGGGAGAUCUUCCACUCCACAGUUAGCGAGGUCGUCAAUCGGUUCUCGAUUUGAUGGAAGGUCUGAUGGCUCGGAAGAAAUAAGAUCUUCAAUUGUCCGGUCCUUCUCACCCGUGAUUGCAGUCUAUGCCUCCGAGGACACUGAUGAUUUGGUGAGGAGCAAGGGGUUCAAGGGGGGGUUUUGGGAGUUGAUUCGGCCCUUUGGAGAAACAGUUACCGGGAAGGUGGUAAUCCGGGACAGUAUAGGCUCAAGUCGUGCCUGGGAGGACUACGGAGUGCGCUUUGCCGAAUUCAAAGGGAUCGGCAGGGCUCCGGCUAGUCGAGACUCUGGGCCUCUGGUGCAGAUGGAAGAAGUGUUGACCAAGCAUUUAAACUCUUCAGAUGGCAUGCUUGGUGCAUCGGUACGGACAAAGGAUUCUUUGAGAUUCCCUGCUACGACCCCAUUAGGCAAGUCGUUUUUGCAGCAACUGCUAUGUUCGGCACCUACAGCCCCCCACGAGACAUUUGGCCACCCAGUAGCCAAUGUUAUAGCCAUCAGUUCGCGCAACGCAGCUCCCUUGGAGACACUCAGGCAGCUCUAUGCCGAUGGUAUCACUGGGGACAAACAGCUACCCGACUGGAUCAACCAGGAGUAUCUUCGGUAUUACGUUUUAGUUCAUGACGAAGAACGAGACGAUAUCGCUGAAUCUAUCAGGCUUUACGAUCAGAUGAAGCGGCAUUUUGGGCUACACUGUCAUCUUUUAAGACUUCGGAGCAGCCAGUGUGUGGUGACAGAUGAUGAUAAAGCUUUGGUUGACCUCGGCACUGAUGGCACACCAUAUCUCUUCGACUCCGAUGCUACUGCGAUUGGGGCAUUUAUCCGAGAACUCGUGGUUCAGUCGGUCAUUCCAUUUAUGGAAAAUAAAGUAGCUGUGUGGAACGACCAAGUUGCAUCUCGGAGGCGUGGUAUUAGUGGCAGAUUUAUGUCGAUGUCUCGGCGAUGGGCUGGCUUUGGUUCAAGCUCGCGUUCAAGCAUUGGAGGCUCAUCGGGUGGUAACAGCGGGAACUACGAUUACAUAAAACAUUCUUACAGUCCAGACACUCCGGAGGCUAUCUUGCGGAAGAUGGCGGACUAUGCGUUCAUGCUCCGCGACUGGAAGCUAGCCGCAUCCACAUAUGACAUGAUUCGAUCGGAUUACGGUAACGACAAGGCCUGGAAGUAUCAUGCUGGUGCCCACGAAAUGUGCGCUGUUAGCAUGCUUCUAAAUCCAAUGGCCACAUCAACCAAAAUCAAGCUUGAGAGCGUCGACCAAAUGUUCGAGACUGCUUGCUACUCCUAUCUCACACGUUGUUCAGAUGCGCCGCACGCACUUCGCUGUUUAUCUCUAGCGGUUGAACUUCUCAAAUGUCGUGGCGGGUCAGCCACAGAGAGCGCAGCCAAAUGGGCCAUGCGGGUCAUGGACUUUGGUCUUGUGGGCUCAGUGGGUCACAUAUUAUACACUGAAAGGGUAGCAGCUUGCUAUGCCUCAAAGACACCAGUCGGAGCAGUAAAUUGGGGCGGACGCCGCCGAAAAGCUGGCAUGUGGAGCAUCCUUGCUGCCGACCAAUGGCUCAAAGCUGGCCAACCAACCCUAGCUUCAUCCUGUCUGGAGGAAGCCGAGCGUCUGUAUGCUGACGUGCUGCAGGCUGAUGGGGUAUUCCCAAUGCCUGAGAUGCAGAGCUUCAUUGAUAAUCUGCGCCAUGCUGUCAGGGUCGAAUAUCUUGAAGCGAGGGGAUUCGAUGCCGGAGACGAACCGGCUACUGAUGACCCCCUGGGCACUGAAGAGACUAGCGAGAAGCUUGACAUGCGCCACCAUCGCCGGUCUUUGAUUGGGCCUCCUGUGCAGCUGGAUGCCGGAGCCUUCAACAUGACGCAGGGGCCUCUGGACCCUAAGAGCCCGCACAGUGAUGACUUUGAACGAGCUUAG